UCUUUCAUUUUCUGCAAGUGCCUCCAAACCCUUAAAAGAACUAAAUUUUAGUUUUAGUUUUCUUCAAGAAAUCAUAAUUGAUGGAUCCCCUGUUUGGUCUUUUUAGCUAAUUUGAAGAAAAUCUUCAAUGGGUUUCUUGAUUUUACAGUUUUUUAGUAGUUUUGAGUGUUAGAUCUGGAAAAAAAAAAUGACAUCGUUUAGUGGUUUAGGUAUUGGUUUGAGUUUCCUUUUUGGUUGCAUGGUAAUGGGAUUUGCUGCAGAAUUGUACUACCUGUUGUGUGUGAGAAAAAGAAUGUCAAAAACUAUUUCUUUAACCAAAAUUAGCACUCAAGAAGUUACAAGAAAUCAAGAAAUAAAUGAUCAAAAUCAAGAUUUGGAGCUAGGUACCAACAAUGAUUUGUUACUAGAGUCGUCGUCGUCAUCGUCAUCAUCGUCGUCAUCAUCGUCAUCAUCGUCGUUUAUAAAAUUGGAAGGAUACAGAGAAGAUAACGCGGAGUUAGAGCUAAUGAGAUUGCAUAACUUUAGAUUUCUCUCCACAAUUAAAGAGGAAACAAAGGAGGAUUUAGAAUCCGAUGAUGGGAAAUCCAAAUGUUCGAAAAGCAGAAGCUUUAGUGACAUUACUGUUAUUCUUACUCCUCUCUCUUCACCGCCUGUUAAGUCCCGGAAUUGUUCUGAAUCUUACAAUUCUCAAGAAUUCAGUUUCAAUCCUCUGUUUGAAUCUGAAAUCAAGACUAUGAAAUCUUCACCUCCACCAAAGUUUAAGUUCUUGAGAGAUGCUGAGGAGAAACUUAUGAGGAGAUUAAUUGUAGAAGCUGAAAAUAGAAGAAAAUCAUCAAAUUCAACAAUGUUCAAUGAUAAAGUUGUCUCCGACCUAUAACUCACAAGUUCGAGUGUGGAAAUAGCCAAUGAUGCUUGAGAAAAGAAAACUUUCAUCAAAUUCAACAAUGUUUAAUGAUAAAAUUGUCUCUUUGUGACGAUUUAUAAGUCAAAUCAUUUGCACAGAUACUUCACUUAGCUUCUGCACCUAGUAUUCAGCCUAAAGGUUUAGAUUUCUGUUUGACAUCUUUCAUCUAUAGCCAAGAGUUAGCUACUUUUGUAUUAACUUUAGUUCAGGUAGAAAAUAUAAAAUUUGCCUACA
Messenger RNA from Solanum dulcamara, 1138 nucleotides. RefSeq lists its product as uncharacterized. The record is from RefSeq and is a predicted model, not a curated record. NCBI's taxonomy places the organism in Eukaryota, Viridiplantae, Streptophyta, Magnoliopsida, Solanales, Solanaceae. The coding region runs from base 188 to 877 and encodes 229 amino acids. The transcript has a single exon.